CAUUGGCCUCUCCUGCCUAUAAAUUGGCUUCGUCUUCAUGGGUAUAUUUCUCAUCCAUCACACAAGCUAGCUACUAGCUACUAGAAAGUACUUACUGCUCAAUCGGUCGACGAGGGUGUCAAGCAUGGCGUCCAAGGGUCUCGUUGUGUUUGCUGUCCUGCUUGCUGCGGCUUUCCUCGUGGCCACAGCUGAACAAACUCAGGCCAAGAAGGAAGAGACUAAGGCCGGUGUUCAGGGUUACCACGGCCGCGGCGGCGGAGGCGGUGGUAACCAUGGCGGUGGCGGAGGCGGUGGGUACCCUGGCCAGGGGGGGGGCGGCGGCGGCGGCGGCGGUUACCCUGGCCACGGGGGCGGCGGCAGCGGCGGUGGCGGGUAUCCUGGCCACGGUGGCGGCGGAGGUGGCGGCGGCGGCAGCGGCUGCCGGUACCAGUGCUGCGGGCACGGGCAUGGUGGCUGCCGCUGCUGCGCAAGCCCCAACGAGAUCCCGGAGCCCAUGUAUCGGGCGGAGGUCCGCAACUAAGUGCCAUAUGCUACCUACGGAUGUUGCUACUUGCCUACACGUAGUAACUACUCGUAUAUGUGUGCAUGUAUGUAUGUACGCGUACGUACAGAUUGCACAGUUAUGUUUAUCCAAUAAUACCAGAACUCUGUUCUGAUCGUGUAUUCACCCUGUAAGACUUCUCUUUCUUGCACAAUACAUAAUACUCCUACAUGCAA
This is a messenger RNA of Triticum dicoccoides, 717 nucleotides long. Its product is annotated as glycine-rich cell wall structural protein-like. The transcript has 2 exons. The record is from RefSeq and is a predicted model, not a curated record. The coding region runs from base 125 to 520 and encodes 131 amino acids. Lineage: Eukaryota; Viridiplantae; Streptophyta; Magnoliopsida; Poales; Poaceae.